GUGCUUCCUGGGUGCCGCAGUGGGAGUUGAGGCGGCCAGCUCCGAGGGUUUGUCGGCGGCGGCGCCCGCGCGCGCCGUUUUUUUCCGAGCGGGAGAUGUUGGAGAGUUUGCGCGAGCGGCUCCUAAGCGUCCAGCAGGAUCUGAGCUCCGGGCUGAAGAUCUUCAGUGACAAAUCAAGAGAAGCUAAAAUAAAUAAACAGAGGACUGCACAGAGUUUACCAGAAUUUUCUGCUGGUUUAGUUUUGCUGAGUAGGUAUGAAGAUUCCUGGGCAGCACUUCACAAAGGAGCAAAAGAGUGUGCAAAAACUGGAGAGCUGGUGGAUAGUGAAGUUGUAAUGCUUUCUGCCCAUUGGGAGAAAAAAAGAAGUGGUCUCUUGGACCUUCAAGACCAGCUUCAACAAAUUCCAGUAUUUCUGGCAGGCUUAGAAUCUACAACAGCUAGCCUGGUCCAAUUGGAAGCACAUUUUAAAGAAAUGGAGCAUCAUUUAUUACAUCUUGAAGAUCUUUGUGGACGGUGUGAAUUGCAAAGAUACAAGCAUAUGCAAAUACUGCAGCUAGAAAAUUACAAAAAGACAAAAAGGAAAGAACUUGAAAUCUUCAAAGCUGAACUUGAUACUGAGCAUGUUCAGAAAGUGCUGGACAUGGAGCAUACCCAGGAAAUGAAGCUAAAGGAGCGGCAGAAAUUCUUUGAAGAAGCUUUCCAGCAGGACAUGGAACAGUACCUCACCACAGGCUACCUGCAGAUAGCUGAAAGACGGGAGCCAAUAGGGAGCAUGUCUUCCAUGGAAGUGAAUGUGGACACAUUAGAACAAAUGGACCUUGUUGAUAUGUCUGAUCAAGAAGCCUUAGAUGUCUUCCUUAAUUCUGGAGUAGAGGAUAGUUCUUUGCCAUCUGCUAUGAUCGGGUCAGACUCUAGCACCCAUCAAAAUGAAAUCAGUUUUCAGGUUCCCACUCGGUCACAGCUGGGCGAGAAGUUCUCUUCAGAAGCAUCCGGGACAGAUUCUACUAGCCAAGAUGCCUGUGAAGGAGAAGCACCUGUGGUCCAGUCAGAUGAGGAAGAUGUGCAAGUGGACACUGCCCUUGUGAAUACAGAAACGAAGAGCCCCUCAGAUGCCAGCGAUGAAAGUGAUUAACAGAUUGAGGCUUAUCACAGUGCCCUAUAGGAAUUUAGACUGGAGUGAAAUGAGGAAAGAAAUAAUCGGCAGAGCUUAUCAUGUUUUAUCUGCAGAGAGAUAACUGUAUACAGUCAUAGAAAAUAUGUGUUUUUAUAUUAAAAGCAUUCUGACAGCACAUCCAUUAAGCAAUAAACUCUUGCCUUUGGAACAAUUUACCUUCCAUGUUGAUGCUUAAUAAAAAGGACAAAUUGUGAAUAGAUUUAUUUUACAAUCUUCAGUAGAACUAUAAUACGGAGAUAAUUUUAUGCCUACGUGGUAAGUUAGUAUAUUUUUGUUCCUAAAAGACUGAAUAUAAAAAAGGCUGUUUAUCUUACAAUGGAGAAUAGGCUAGUUAUUUGGAACAAGAGACAUUGAAUGGGUAUUUACAUUAAAGAAUU
Molecule: messenger RNA, 1552 nt
Organism: Pseudonaja textilis
Lineage: Eukaryota; Metazoa; Chordata; Lepidosauria; Squamata; Elapidae
Gene: DTNBP1
Product: dystrobrevin binding protein 1
Biological process (GO): negative regulation of protein kinase activity; regulation of synaptic vesicle exocytosis; neuron projection development
Cellular component (GO): BLOC-1 complex; synaptic vesicle membrane; cytoplasm
Source: RefSeq, a predicted model, not a curated record